Cylindrotheca closterium is the source of this 744-nucleotide messenger RNA. The record is from the annotation of a GenBank genome assembly. Lineage: Eukaryota; Bacillariophyta; Bacillariophyceae; Bacillariales; Bacillariaceae.
AUGUCAGAAUUCCGUUGCGGAAGGAAUCUGGAGUUGAGAUCCUGCCACAUGUUGCCACUCCCUCCAAUUGGGACAAGUUGUUGCUACAACGGAGCGAACACAAGAGCAACAAAUGGAUUGGCGGAGGAGUUGGGUUGUGUGGUGAUUGCUCCUGAUACAUUCCGAGGAACCACUACUACCUUUAUUCCCAAAGCAAUCUGGCUAGCAUUAUCCACGCCCCAAGAUCGAGUCAAUGAUGAUCUAGAUUCGAUUUGUAGCUAUGUGGAAUCAGGGAUGAUUUUGCCGGAUUCUUCCACCACAGCCUUGCGGCCAAGUGGAAGUGGCGUUGCCAAAGCAAACCAGUCGUCUCCAAACAAGUCCAAAAUGAGAUGUAAAUUUGCAAUUCUAGGUUUCUGUUAUGGAGGAGGUAAGGCAAUUCGAUAUACUACACAACGGAGACGAGACGCUGCCACAGUAGUAUUCUACGGAAUGCUGGUCACAGAUACCCAAGAGCUGCAGAAUCUCGAGGCUCCUGUGUGUGGUAUCUAUGGUCGAAACGAUGUUCAGUUCCCUAUACCAUUACUAGAGGAAUUUCAGAAUGCGCUAACAAAAGCCCAGGUGGAAAAGGAUGUCAAGAUUUAUGAGGGAGUUGGACAUGCCUUUUGGAAAAACAUGGAAGGAGUGCGCCAUGGCAACCAACCACAGCAACAAGCGCUUCAGCAAUGCACUACAUUCUUGAGGAAAUUCUUUGAUUCUGACAACUAG